AUGGCCUGUAAAUUUUGUGGCCCUAAGUUGUCAUUGUGUGGAUUGAUUUUAAGUGUAUGGGGAAUCAUUCAAUUGACUUUGAUGGGCGUCUUCUAUUACAUAGAAGCAGUAGCUCUUCUUGAAGAUCUGCCGCUCGAGGAAGAAAGUGGCCACCACACGAUUGAACAAUUUAUUCAUCAUGUUGAAUUAGGAUACAGUCAGAAUGCUUACAACUGCUGGAUUGCUGCUCUUCUGUAUGUAAUAACUUUAGUAAUAUCUGGUCAUCAAUUCUGGAUGAACAACCGUUCAUCAUUUCGCAACGUCGCACUACUAAUGGGAAUAUUCAUGAAACUAGAGGCAAUUGGUUUUUUGGAGGAUGCUGAAGAGGAAGAGUAUACGGAUAUCGAUGAUUUUAUAAAGAAAACUAAAGAAAAUUAUAGUUUGUUGGCUGUGAAUUGCUGGAUUGCCGCGGCGAUUUACGCCGUGUUGAUUGGCCUUUCUUACUUCUGCAUGGUCAAAGCCAGACGCGACGAACGCAAGAAAGCUGUAACGGGCGGAGAUGACGACCGCUACUGCGAAGAAAAGUCUAAAGUGAUA
Molecule: messenger RNA, 576 nt
Organism: Iphiclides podalirius (scarce swallowtail)
Lineage: Eukaryota; Metazoa; Arthropoda; Insecta; Lepidoptera; Papilionidae
Source: the annotation of a GenBank genome assembly